UAACAGUUCGGAAAAACUCGUGUUUCGUCGCAUAGUCGUUGGUUCUUUCGGAAAUCAGAUUAGUCGUGUGAUUUUUUGCGUAUAACGAGUUGUGCUGACGAAGUGCAGACGUCUUUCAGCUGCCUUAAAAAUCGAACUUUGGUCUUUUUAAAAUUAUUUGGCUGAAACACAAACACCAUGGGUGUCCCUGCUGGUAAUGCUGAAAAUGGAAAGAAAAUCUUUGUGCAGAGGUGUGCUCAAUGCCAUACUGUUGAGGCUGGUGGCAAACAUAAAGUAGGACCUAACCUCCAUGGCUUCUUUGGACGCAAAACUGGCCAAGCUGCUGGUUUCUCAUACUCAGAGGCCAACAAAGCUAAAGGUAUUACCUGGGGAGACGAUACACUUUUCGAGUACUUGGAAAACCCCAAGAAGUAUAUCCCUGGCACUAAAAUGGUCUUCGCUGGAUUGAAGAAAGCUAAUGAGCGUGCAGAUCUAAUUGCUUACCUAAAGCAAGCAACUAAGUAAUUUUAAUGGCCUUAGGAAAACUUAAAAUAAGAGGAAUAUUCCAUUAUAUGGAAAAUACUUCUUAUUUGUUAGCGCAAUCAGUAUCACCAUUAUUUAAUAUAUUUAUUUUGAGUUAGCAAAAGUUGUGAAGUUGUUACUCAUCACCAUCAAUCUUCAUAGUUGGACGUUUGUGUGUUGUAUUUAAUGUAAAUGUUAUAAAUGUAUGACAAAAAAUUUUUUGCUGAGCAUAACAAUGUUGUGAGUGAUUUUAAUGUUAUUAAAUUAAUAAUAGACAUCCUAA
Vanessa tameamea is the source of this 784-nucleotide messenger RNA. Its product is annotated as cytochrome c. The coding region runs from base 178 to 504 and encodes 108 amino acids. The transcript has 4 exons. Lineage: Eukaryota; Metazoa; Arthropoda; Insecta; Lepidoptera; Nymphalidae. Gene Ontology annotation, molecular function: electron transfer activity; heme binding. Gene Ontology annotation, cellular component: mitochondrial intermembrane space. Gene Ontology annotation, biological process: mitochondrial electron transport, ubiquinol to cytochrome c; mitochondrial electron transport, cytochrome c to oxygen. The record is from RefSeq and is a predicted model, not a curated record.